Penicillium alfredii is the source of this 1107-nucleotide messenger RNA. RefSeq names its product putative C6 finger domain protein. The coding region runs from base 1 to 1107 and encodes 368 amino acids. Gene Ontology annotation, biological process: regulation of DNA-templated transcription. Gene Ontology annotation, molecular function: zinc ion binding; DNA-binding transcription factor activity, RNA polymerase II-specific. The record is from RefSeq and is a predicted model, not a curated record. The transcript is spliced from 3 exons. NCBI's taxonomy places the organism in Eukaryota, Fungi, Ascomycota, Eurotiomycetes, Eurotiales, Aspergillaceae.
AUGCCUGCGGCUGUCGACGAGAUGACAUCUACAUCAAGUUCACAAGCCGCCAUGGAUAAUGACAAGAAGCGUAAUAAGCUGGGGUAUCAUCGAACCUCUGUCGCAUGUGUGCAUUGUCGACGACGAAAGAUUCGGUGUCUGGUGGCGCCGGACGAUGCGCAGGGCCGCUGUGAGAAUUGCAUCCGGUUGCGCAAGGAAUGCCAGUUCUUCCCUGUCGACCAACAACCACCUGUGGAGAAGAAAUCCCGUCCCAGCUCAAGGCUUGAAACACCGUCUACCGAGCGAUCGACGACGGCCUCUAUUACAUCGUCUCCGACCAACCUCGUCCCUGACCCUAAUGAGGCCUUUUACCCGUACCCCAUGGCGUUUAACACGACGUCAGCAACCGACAUGUCAACUUACAAUACAACGAUGGUUUCCACUCCGAUGAUGGGGUUUGUACCAGACCGACCCAUGGCACCAAAUGACUUCUCAGGGCCCCCGUCAAUGGAUACUGGGGUGGCAUGGGAUGAAUUCACGACGAUAUCAGACCCCCAAAUACUCGCCACGAUGACUGGCAAAAGCCAGAUGAUGAAUUUGGCGCCCAAUGUAUGGAAUCCCGGGACGAUUCCUUCAGGGCUACCCCCGAAUUCCCCCAUGUCCGGAACUUCCCCCAUGGCAAGCCAGGCUCAGUCCAUGAGUGCCCCAGCAUAUACUAUGCAGCCAGACGGUUCAGUCUGGCAAGUGCCACCACCGCUGAGGACCAUGAGUUACCCCGGACAAGGCGAUAUGGCCUCCACCUACCCCAACCAAUUUCCCCCGCAGGUAAAUUCGGAUCUGAAGCGGAGGAUGACGACUCCUGCCCAGACCUUUUCCACCACUACCGCUGCCGGCGCGCAGAGCUCUCCGAACCCGAGUCCCGACAUGCAGACGGCUGCCGGGCCAGUCCCGUAUGCGGGCCAAGCCGCCAUGGGUUUUCCACAGUGGCAAGACAUGGGCGCCAUGUCUGGCAUUGGCGUGGUGCCAUAUCCCAUGUAUGCUGGCGAGGCCGUCCAACAACCCGCCUUCCCUACCAACCCACCCCCGAUGGGCCAUCCGGGCGCUCCAGGCCAUUCACCGGGGUCAUGA